GAGCGCGGCGGCACCAUGCCUGCCAUCAAGAAGGAGCGACUUGACAGGGAGGAGAUGGCCCUGGCGGCUUUUAACCAGCCCAUGGAAACGCUGCCCGAGUACCUGGCGCCCCUGGCCGCCGCUGCCAUGCCGGUGGUCACCCCGCACCCGCCGGCGUACGAGCACAUCUUCGCCCACCGCGCGUACCUGGGCUUCCAGGAGCCCCACCCGCACCACCCCCAGCACCUCCCCGAGGACCUGAUGCUGGAGAGGUUCUCCUCCAUCCCGGAUUUCCAGCCCUUCUUUGACAACGGGGAGCCUUGCAUCGAGGUGGAGUGCGGGGAGAACAAGGCGCUGCUCUACAUCAAUAAGUUGUGCCAAGGCAGCAAAGGACCCUCCAUCCGGUACCGGGGAGAGUGGCUCACCCCCAACGAGUUCCAGUUCGUCAGCGGCAGGGAGACGGCCAAGGACUGGAAGCGCAGCAUCAGGCACAAAGGGAAAAGUUUGAAGACUCUUAUGUCCAAAGGAAUCUUACAGGUACAUCCUCCAAUCUGUGAUUGCCCUGGGUGUCGAAUUUCGUCUCCAGUGAACCGGGGCCGGCUGGCAGAGAAGAGGAGCAUCCCCCUGCCCCCCAGCAGGGUCCCCAAGAAGGAGCUGGGCCCCCUCCUGUCCCCCAGCGAGGACAGCCAGGACAGCGACAGGAGCCAUGGGCAGCAGCAGCCCCACGUGAAGCAGGAGGAGGACCUGCACAUCAGUAUCAUGAAAAGAAGGAUUCACACCCACUGGGAUCUGAACAUCUCCUUCCGAGAGAGCUCUUGCAGCCGCGACUCCGACCUGUCCAGCAUCAUCUCCAGCCUGCAGCAGGGCCGCCAGCUCGGCAUGCCAGAGAGCCAGAGCCGCUGCGAGCUCAAGAGGAACCCCCUGGACGUGGGGCUGGCAGCAGCAGAUGAGAUUCUAGGCAAGAGGAGAGUAUGCUCCCCCAACAGCAGCAGUGAGUGUCCUCUGGAGAGCAAGAAAGCCCGGAGUGAGUCCCCAAAGGAGACGUCGCAGACGCCGGCGCUGGAGGAGGUGGCGCAGAUGACCCCCGAGGAGCACUACAGGCGCAUGAUGUCCGCCCUCAACGAGCACGGCUCCUUCGAGGAGCAGCAGCAGCAGCAGCAGCGCCUCUUCCAGCUGGCCAACAGCAUGGCAGUGCCCAGCCACGGGGAUCUGCUCCGGGCGCGGCAGGAGGCGGCGGCGGCGGCGGCGCGGACCCCGGGCGCGAUGGAAGCGCACAUCCCCUCGGGCAGCAACUCGUCCAGCCAGCGCAGGAAGCAGGGCCUGCCCCAGCACCGCGACAGCCACUUCCCCGACAGGGAGAUCUCCCACCCUCCGCCUCUGCUGUCGCCCCAGAACGCUCCCCACAUCGCCCUGGGGCCCCACUUGAGACCUCCCUUCCUCGGGGUGCCUUCAGCACUGUGCCAGACUCCAGGUUACGGGUUCCUGCAGCCGGCACAGGCAGAGAUGUUUGCACGGCAGCAGGAGAUGCUACGGAAGCAAAACCUGGCCAGGCUGGAGAUGUCGGCCGAGCUGAUCCGCCAGAAGGAGCUGGAGAACCUGCACCGGCAGAGGCUGCUGGCCGCCGACCCGCUGGGCCUGCACCCGGGGCUGCCCCCCGACCACCCGGCGCUGCGCAGCGUGCACGACGUCCCCGAGGGCCAGGCGCUGCGCGACGAGCUGUCCCGGCGCAACGCCAUGCUGGUGCUGCGCCACAACAACGCGCCGCUGCUGUCCCUGGCGCCGGGCGCCGCCGGCCCGGCCAAGGAGCAGCCGCGGCGGGCGGGCCGCAAGGGCCCCUCGCAGGCGCGGGCCGAGCCGCAGGGCCCCGGCGAGCCGCGGGAGCCGCGCGCGGGCGCCCAGGACUGCAACGACGACGACAUGAAGGACUCGGAGAGCGACGGCGACGACAAGGCCGAGGCGCUCAAGGGCGAGGGCGGCGCGGCCGCGGAGCCCAAGGAGGGCAAGGACGGCGGCGCGGGCAAGGCCUGCGAGGGCGCCAAGGAGGCGGGCGAGGCGGGCGCGGCGCCCGGCACCGUGCCCUGCGGCUCCUCCAGCGCCGAGUCCCCCAGCCACAUGCUGGGGCCCGCCGUGGGCAAGGCUGAGGUGAAAUACCUGCCUCCGACCUCGCUGCCCGCCCCGCAGCCGCUGCCCUUCGGCUUCCCCUACACCAUGAGCCCCUACUUCCAUGCAGGCACCAUGGGAGGUCUGUUUCUGGAUGGGGAGGAGAGCCCAGCGCUGGAGGACAUCAGCAAAUGGACAGUGGAGGACGUCUGCAGCUUCGUGUCCAACCUGUCUGGCUGCACCGAGUACACUCAGGUAUUCCGAGAGCAGGCCAUCGAUGGGGAGACCCUGCCCCUCCUGACAGAAGAGCACUUACUGAACAACAUGGGGCUCAAGCUGGGGCCUGCCCUGAAGAUCAGGUCACAGGUGGCCAAGCGGCUGGGCCGGGUGCUGUGCAUGGCCGGGUUCCCGCUGGCGCUGCCGCUGCAGCCGCCGGGGCUGCGGCCCCCGGAGCGGGAGGCGGCCCCGGGCGAGCUCCGCCCGGCCUCCACCGGCAGCGUGGCCUCGCCCUUCGGCGGCGGCGCCGCGCCCAGCCGGGGCUCCCCGAAGCAGGAGAACGGCAACGCCGCCCUGCUCGGCGACACCACCAAGCCCCCGUCCUAACGGGGCCAGCGCCCCCGCCGCGGGAACGGUCUCUUUCGGGUGGUUUUUUUAUUUUGGAUAUGCGUUUGCUUUUUUUUAUUUGUUCGGGGAAAAUAAAAGAAGAACCACGGAGAUUUCUGAACUGUCAAAAAAAAAAGAAAAAAAAAGAUUGAAAGGGAAGGAAGGAAAAUGAUCCAAAGAUGUUGUCGUGGGACGACGCCAAGUGAAGAGAAGGAUGCUGGAGGAUGGAGGCAGCGUUGCCGUCCCUUCCACGCUGCUCAGUGGAGCUGCAGAGCCCUGCAGGGAGGCACGGACAGGCUGCUCUCUGCCUCCACGGGGAGGGGAAGGGGCUCUGCUGCUGCCCCGGUACCUCGAGCAAACAGUCCCAGCCACGGGCACCCCAGCCAGGCUCUCCUCCUCCCUGCAACCGGGCUCACGUCCUCAUUCAGGUGUUCUAUGCAUCUCUAGCAACUUUGAAAACAAUACCAAAGACAGACAAAAAGGAUAAAAAGACAAAAAAAAAAAGAGAGACAAAAAAAACAAAAGGACAGAAGGCAAGUUCCCGUCCAUGUUUACUUCGUGCGGAUGGUACAGAGCCACCCUGCCCUGGCACGGGGGCCUGGCAGUGCCCAGAGCGGGGACGGUGCCCGUGCCCCAGCCCUGCAGGGCUGGAUGGAUUUCCCUGGGAUGGUCGGGCCCAGGAGCAGCAGCUGCUCUGGGGGAGGAGGCUCCUGUGUGUGCAGCCUUGCUCCAGAGGUGGCUCAGUGCACACCUGGCUGCUUCCUCCAGAGGUGGAUCAGUGCACACCUGGCUGCUUGCUCCAGAGGUGGCUCAGUGCACAUCUGGCCGCUGGCUCCAGAGGUGGAGCAGUGCACACCUGGCUGCUGGUUCCAGAGGUGGAUCAGUGCACACCUGGCUGCUGGUUCCAGAGGUGGCUCAGUGCACACCUGGCUGCUGGUUCCAGAGGUGGAUCAGUGCACACCUGGCUGCUGGCUCCAGAGGUGGAUCAGUGCACACCUGGCUGCUGGCUCCAGAGGUGGCUCAGUGCACAUCUGGCUGCUGUGGCCCACCAGACAGACCCUGCCCCCCCAGGCCUGGCUGCAGGGAGGGGGCCAGGCUGAAGCAAUGGGCAGUUUUUACUACUGUGAAUGAGCUGGGAACUGCUGGGGGUGACCUCCUGUGACUUGUACAGUUGUGAGCAACAAUCACAUGUGGUACUUUUCUCUCUCUCCCUCUCCUCCCCCCCAAUCCCCUUUUUAUUUUUGGGUUUGUUUUUUUGUUUAAACGUUGCACGUGCUGCCGUUUUUCUUACAGAAUAGCUUUGGUGGUACUUUAGCUUCUUUAUAUUGUAAAAAAAGGAAAAAAAAUUCAUUAUCCAUCACAUCACGAUAAAAAUGCUUUCCAGCAAUCAAUUUAAAUAAAAAAGAAAAACACUUAAUUUACAGAUGGUA
Messenger RNA from Melospiza georgiana, 4112 nucleotides. RefSeq names its product sterile alpha motif domain containing 11 (gene SAMD11). The record is from RefSeq and is a predicted model, not a curated record. Lineage: Eukaryota; Metazoa; Chordata; Aves; Passeriformes; Passerellidae. The coding region runs from base 16 to 2682 and encodes 888 amino acids. Gene Ontology annotation, molecular function: RNA polymerase II cis-regulatory region sequence-specific DNA binding; DNA-binding transcription activator activity, RNA polymerase II-specific; protein binding. The transcript is spliced from 14 exons. Gene Ontology annotation, biological process: positive regulation of transcription by RNA polymerase II.